Molecule: messenger RNA, 2553 nt
Organism: Centruroides sculpturatus (bark scorpion)
Lineage: Eukaryota; Metazoa; Arthropoda; Arachnida; Scorpiones; Buthidae
Exons: 15
Coding region: 227-2410 (727 amino acids)
Source: RefSeq, a predicted model, not a curated record
CUGCGCUCGUUUACUAAGAAAAAUGGGCAUUUUUAGGUGAGAAAAUCAAGUGAAAUCUGUAAAACAGACACCUCUAUGAAGCACGAGACUAUCUAAUCACCAUCCAAAUGACUAGCAAAUGAACUUUGACGUAUAGAUAUCAGCAAUACAGAAACACCCCCCUAGCAGUUCUGGAAUACCUGAUAUCAAAUGGCUGCUUCGAUUGAAUAUUAAAACGAAGUGAAAAAUGAACAACGAAAAAUUUUGGCUCUUGUGGUGGGGUGUUGCGUGCUUGUUAGGUGCUGAAGCCAGCUAUAAUGAGUCCAUUUGCACCUUCGAAACGUUUAAUUGUGGGCCCAUCCCUCCUACAAUAAAAGAAUCAUUCAUCUUGAAAGGAGAAUAUAUCGAUUUUGAUUCCCAAACAACCACUUGGCAAGAAGAAUACUUCGAUUACCCAAAUCUCAUUGCCAAGUAUAAAAUAGUGGCCGAAGGAAUGGAACUUCACCACAUCUUCGACUACGAACAGGAGGAAGUGAUUGUGUAUCAAGUAAUUCAUCCAGGAGCUCCUGCAGAGAAAGAUCCUACAGCCAUACGAACGUGCAAAGUGAUAGAUUUGGAGAGUUCGGGCCUAGGUGGUAUUUAUGGGUAUUUGUAUAAACAACAAUCCGUGAAACGUUCGAGAAUGUACGAUUCUUCUCAAGUGUUACACUUUGGAGGCGAGUACAAGUACGCGUUUGUAAAGAAUUCCACGCUGAAAGAGCGACAGAUCCCCCAUUUAGAAUAUCAUGGAUGCGUCUAUGACAAAAACUUCGAUAUGACCAUGGAUAAGACGUUCUUAUGGAGCAGAGAUGACGUUGUGAUAGCGAGUGGAGAAGAUACCAUGCCCAUAAAGGCAAAUACGUUAGGUGUCAGAACGACAUAUAAUGAUGAUGGAAAACCUGAAACCGAAAGCUUCAAUUACACUGAAAAUUUUGUUUGGUAUCAAGGGAAUCCUGAUUUCGAUGAGGACACCUUUUGGAUUCCUCGAAGGAUGUACUGCGAAGAUUUGCGAUCAAAAAUCAAUGAACCCAACUUUCCAACUGCAUUUAGCGCUCGUUUAGAGGAAACUGUUAUGAAGUACGACGUGGACGGUAACUUAAAAGACAUGGGGUUUGUCUGGAACAAUGAGACCUGGUACGAUUCUGACGAAAACGUCAUUCGAAUGGAUUUUGUACUUAGCGAAAAAGAUGGAGAAGUGUUUAAAGUCUUCGGAAAGACCCCCAUUUCGGCAAUCUUCGAUGUUACUCAAGGUGUGGUUUACUAUAUAAGCAGGGUUUCGGGAAUUUGUGUACCCUUCGCCAUCCCUGCAGAUAGUAUUGUUAUAUCCUCCGAUUUUGAAAGAAAAAUGGCGUCAAUUGAAGAGAUCUUAGGGUUAAAUGGAUUAGACAUGGAAUACAAAGGAAAGAACAGAGCUCGACAAAUCCUUUGUGAUGUCUGGGCUGGAGAAAAUGAGGACGACGAGAAUACAACAAUUUUUACGGAAUUUUAUACAUCAGCUAAUGGAUGGCAUUCAGAAUCGGAAGAGGACGAAGUUUUCGAUGUUCCAGUUAGAAUUACGCAGAGUAUCUUUAGAACUGUGGAAGACCAAACAAACGAAACAGUUAGAGAGAUUAAUAUAUUUGACUUUAAAGAUACGAAACCUUCAUUUACUGUAUUUGAUAUAACCAACUGUCUAAUUAGCCAAGAUCAUUUGUUCUUAUCCUUUUCAAUUGAAAAAAACUAUGCAGAAAUAGUAGAAUCAUACAACGAACAGAAAUUUAUAGCUGCAAUCAGAAAAUCAAUUGCAGAUUUUAGCCAUAUUGGAUCCACAAUUUUAGUCCAGGACAUCGAGAUCUUUGAAUCUAGAAAAAACGAUAGAAUUCGAGUCGAUUUCUUACUCAUGGAUCAACCGAAACUUUAUGGAAAGAGCAAGAAACAACCAGGAACUAGCUUAAACGUAGCAUAUAAUAAUCUUAAAUCAGCGAUAAACAGUGGAUCGUUUAUAAUUUUAGUUGUUGUGGACGGUGUGACGGGUGCAGAUACCAUUAAAGCGAUACCAAACAGUUUAGUUAAGCUGCUUCAACAUUCUCAACCAUUAGAGGAAAGUGCGCAUUAUAGUGGGAUAGAUCUUAUAGAUCCUUAUGGCAGCGAAGAGCAAGAAGCCGAGCCAAAACCUACUAAGAAACAUAUAAUAGACAAAAUAAAGGAUUUUAUUUCCGUGAAGAGAGCAGGAGAUGUAGAGACGAAUAAAGAUAAAACAGAAUUUCCAGGAUAUUCAUCAGGGCUGCUAGCGGGUGUUGGAAUAAUAAUGCUUGCCGUAGGCAUUGCAUUAGGCAUUGGUUUAAUGUAUCUGUAUUUGAAGAAGUACGGAAGAACACAGGAUGGUAAUUCUCUAGUGCUGCAAGAAAGAUAGGCGCUGCGCGUUGUUAUUUGUAGAUUUACUUUUCCAAGCUCGUUGCGUGAAUAAGAAAAUCAUCAGUUUUUUUAUAAUUGUCUUAAUUAUAAAUGGUUAAUUUUAUUUAUUAAAAAUUUUUUGGCAAUUAAAAUGACAUUUUU